CUCGACGCUAUCAGCCUCAGUGUGUGUGACAUGGUGAUAACUUCACUGUCAAAAGUACACACACGCUGUGAACAACGGACCAGCACCGAAAGUCCAAUGGUCAGCGCCCGCUCCUGCAUGUCUGCACCACAAAGCACCGGGACUGCGUGAAGGCGUGAAGGCUCCCUGGGUUUGCGGCAACUGAGCUCGACCGUGCUGGAAAAAAAAAAAGUUUGGCCGGGAGAUCGCAGUCAUGUAUGGACAAACUGGCUUCGUGAGCCCGUUUCACAGACCCCAGUGUUUGGCCGCUGCAGCUCCGGCGGAGAAAACCAAACUCACGCACCCGGGGAAAGCGAUUCUGGCAGGUGGGAUUGCAGGAGGCAUAGAGAUCUGCAUCACGUUCCCAACUGAGUACGUUAAAACGCAGCUGCAGCUCGAUGAAAAGGCAAAUCCUCCCAAAUACAGAGGCAUCGUUGACUGUGUGAAGCAGACAGUGAACAGUCAUGGGGUGAGGGGUCUCUACAGAGGUCUGAGCUCGUUGCUGUACGGCUCCAUACCUAAAGCAGCUGUCAGAUUUGGGGUGUUUGAGUUCCUCAGUAACAAGAUGCGUGAUGAGAGCGGUAAACUGGACAGCAAGCGAGGAUUCCUCUGUGGCCUUGGAGCUGGAGUUGCAGAAGCUGUGGUCGUAGUCUGUCCUAUGGAGACAGUUAAGGUCAAAUUCAUCCACGAUCAGACAUCAGCAAACCCAAAGUACAAGGGAUUCUUCCAUGGUGUCAGGGAGAUCGUUCGAGCUGAAGGACUGAAGGGGACGUAUCAGGGCCUGACAGCCACGGUCCUGAAGCAAGGCUCCAACCAGGCCAUCCGCUUCUAUGUCAUGACUUCACUGAGGAACUGGUACAAAGGUGAUGAACCCAACAAACCCAUUAACCCUUUGUUAACUGGACUGUUUGGAGCUACUGCUGGUGCUGCCAGUGUGUUUGGAAACACUCCCCUGGACGUCAUUAAAACCAGAAUGCAGGGUCUCGAAGCUCACAAGUACAAAAGCACACUGGACUGUGCCGUGAAGAUCAUGAAGCACGAGGGACCAAUGGCGUUCUACAAAGGUACUGUUCCUCGGCUGGGUCGGGUGUGCAUGGACGUGGCCAUAGUCUUUAUAAUCUAUGAGGAAGUCGUGAAGGUCCUGAACAUAGUUUGGAAGACGGACUGAAAUGGACACCCCGGUGCUUCACAAGCAGGAGUGUUAGGACAGGCCAUUCACAUUCUAAACCUUAAACACUGCUUCUAGGUUCUAAUAUCUACCUCCGAGUGAUUUUCAGAAAGACAGGAAGGGGUAUAUUCAUAAUUUUAUUUAUCUAUUACGAGUGGAAGCGUUGUCUGCAUGAAAAAAGCUCCACGUUGCAGAGUCACUGCUUACACCUGCUCUUUUUCCUUAAAUUCCAGAAGUGGGAAGUUCCUUAAGAGCUCAGGGAAAGGAACAGGGCAUUUAUUUAGAUCUGCUUGACUAGAAAAAUGGGAACACUGUCAGCACAAAGAAACGUCUGACAAUCACACUUACAGCUCUUUGAGUUCAGUUAUAGUUAUGCUGUAUGCAUAAUCAAAAACAAACGGAUACUCGACCCAACAUAAUGUGACUCAUGUUGUACACAAAGAAAUUAUAAUUGAAAAUGAGAGAUCCCUCCUCAUCUGCAUAUAUUUAGAUUUUUUUUGAUAGUUUAAAACUGUUAUUUCAUUCAGCACCUGAUAUAAUAAUUAAUAUUCAGAUGUCACAUGCUGCAGAGGUUAAUGUACAUUAAGAACUAAAUGCCUUAAAUCACAAUGGUCACAAUAAUUAAGAUUGUAGGAGCCGUAGAGAUGCAGUUUAUGUUGCAUGUGUACUCAGAGACGCACAUUUCCACAAAACAGAGGUUGAGGUGUUGUAAAGAGGGUUCACUUUUACGUUGCAGACCUGUUUUAAUCAACUGACUAGACUGAUGUUAUAAAAAGUGCCUAUGUGAUGUAUGAUUCAUUUUCAGAUCUUUUGAGAUUAAGAAUGAUUGAAUGUUGUAGGUACUUAGUCACUACAGGUUAUUUUAAAUAAUGUACUCAGUUGCACAAACUGCACUGGUGCCAGACGUUUAAUCCUAGGCAGCAUCUGAAAUAUAUCUGAGGUGUUCACAUCUUCUCGAUCCAUCGUAACUGUUAGUGUGAAUUUUUGCUUCAAAAUUUUAAAUUGCCUUGAAUUCAUACAGAUGCCUGUUUGAGAAAUGCCAUUGAUAGUGCCUUUCAUCUCAUUCCAUGGAGGAUGUGGUUUAGGAUAGCUUUUUUUUUGCAGAUUUUCAGAUUCUGUUUUUUAAUUUUUAACUAUUAUAUUAAUUGCCUUUACUUUUUUAUUCAACUGACAACCCAAUGUGCCAACUGCUGCUCAGAAAUAUAAUGCCAUGAGAUAGACUGGAGGUUGUAGCUUGUGAGUAUGGCAUGUUUACGUGCAGUGCAAUGAUUUUUUUUUUUUUUUUUUUGCUCAUCACACGGUCUUUGUGUAGGACACACAAUGUUUACUUUGACCUACCUUUUUCAGCUUCAUGUUAAACUGGGCCUUGCCUACAUGUAGACCUGUUAUAGACAGUUAAAUAUCUUUUCACAUUAUCACAUGAAAAAUUUCCUGUAGCUAAACCCAGUAUUGUGCCUUCGGUCUAAUGAAUUCUAAUAUCUAUGCUCACAAAUAAACAUUGGAUCAGACUGUUAA
Molecule: messenger RNA, 2701 nt
Organism: Toxotes jaculatrix (banded archerfish)
Lineage: Eukaryota; Metazoa; Chordata; Actinopteri; Toxotidae
Gene: slc25a1b
Product: slc25a1 solute carrier family 25 member 1b
Exons: 9
Coding region: 233-1186 (317 amino acids)
Biological process (GO): mitochondrial citrate transmembrane transport
Source: RefSeq, a predicted model, not a curated record